GGCAGCAGCGGCGGAACCGGCGCCUCGGCCGGGCACUGGGGUCUGCUGCUCCUUCCUCUCCCUUCCCCCUGCGAGAGACGACAGGGGCGCCGCUCUGGACGACAGGAGCAGGUCCCACCCCCACGCCCUCGCCCCCGCUCCCCGGCACGGCGCUGGUCGUGGCGAUCACAUCCUUUGUCCGUCCGCCCCCCUGGCCCUGCUGCAGGGGCCUCCCGGCGCGGGCCUCGGGGUGUCCUUUGUGGCCCGUCGUCCGCAGGCGCAGGCAGGGCUGUGGCCCCCGCUGAAGGGCCUCAGCACGGGGUCUUGGCCCUACCCUGCCAGCUCCGCCGCCGGAACGAGCGGAGCUGAGUCCCCAGCCCCUCGGCAGCUCCGUGACGCAGCCGGUUUUAUUGUGUUUUGAGGCUACCGGCUAAAAGUCGCUUUGAGCCUUCUUUCCAGGGCUGGAAUUGGUCUGCGAUCGCUGAGAGAGAGAGAGAGAGCAGGGGGGCCGGGCCUGGCACGGCAAAGCCGCAGCCCGCCGAGCCUCGGUCUGCUUUUCCGGGAUCCCUGCGCGGCCUCUCGCUGCUUCUCGUCGUCUCGGUCUGGUUUGGUUUGGGUACCUGGGACCCCGGUAAAAGCAGACACGGAAUGGCUCUUCCACAGCCAGAGUUACUGUCAUUUGCCUCCUGUCUCCUGUAAGAGGGAGGUGUGGGCAGCAGCGGGCUCUCAGCAUCUGGGAUUGGGAGAAGGACGUCCAGCUCGAUGUCUCCAUCAGCCACCGUGCGCCUCUGAGAGGCUCUCAGUGUCGGACCCCCUACCUGCCCACCUCAUGCGGUGGCCAGAACUCCUGGGUGCCAUGCCAGGGGCUCCGGACCACUCCUGACUGGGAGGAGGGGUUACUCCAGCCCUGUGUUUCCUCAACACUGGGGAGCAGAGCAGAAAGGGGCCCUGAUCUGUCCCCCAGCAGCCCUUUCAGUAAAUUGAGUAAGAAAUGUGCCCAGGGCCGGUCGCUCUUAAGGAAAGACCUAUUGGGGUAGCUCCUCUAGUGGAGCCCCGGUUCUGACAAGGCAUGUACUUUCCCCCUAACCUCUUCUUCAGAAGUUGUUGCUGGCUCUUGACUUAGUCUCCAGAUGUGUGUAGUCCUACUUUGGGGGUUAGGUUUGGCAGGAUUGAGUUUUGUUUCCUCCCCUUUCCGCUGGAAGACAGAGCUUAAGCCAUUGAUGGGCGACAUUGACUCUAAUAUCACCAUUGGGACUGAGGGUUAGAUCCGGCACUUGGACGCCUGAAGGCCAGGCAGACAGGAUCGUGAAGACAGGACAGUCCAGCUGACGGGGGAUGCUGGGCCUGGAAGCGAACACGGCUUGCUCUGUUGCUGACCUCCCUGGCCCCAGGUUCCCCGGUUAAAACCGCAGGCCCACUGCUGGCCUGGCGCCCAUCAACCCACCGAUCGGUCCGCGAGGCCGUGCCCUCCGGGCUCGCACACGGCAGAGCCCACCACCAUGCGCCUGAGCUCCCUGUUGGCUCUGCUGCGCCCAGCACUGCCCCUCAUCCUGGGGCUGUCCCUGGGAUGCAGCCUGAGCCUCUUGCGGGUUUCCUGGAUCCAAGGUGAGGGAGAAGAUCCCUGUGUAGAGGCUGUGGGGGAACCGGGAGGGCCGCAGAACCCUGACUCCAGAACUCGGCUUGACCAAAGCGAUGAAGACUUCCAACCCCGCAUUGUCCCCUACUACAGGGAUCCCAACAAGCCUUACAAGAAGGUGCUCAGGACUCGGUACAUCCAGACAGAGCUGGGCUCUCGGGAGCGGCUGCUGGUGGCUGUCCUGACCUCGCGGGCCACACUGUCCACUUUGGCUGUGGCCGUGAACCGCACAGUGGCCCACCACUUCCCUCGGUUACUCUACUUCACUGGGCAGCGAGGGGCCCGGGCUCCAGCGGGGAUGCAGGUGGUGUCUCAUGGGGACGAGCGGCCGGCCUGGCUCAUGUCAGAGACACUGCGCCAUCUUCACACACACUUCGGGGCCGACUACGACUGGUUCUUCAUCAUGCAGGACGACACAUAUGUGCAGGCGCCCCGCCUGGCAGCGCUUGCCGGCCACCUCAGCAUCAACCAGGACCUGUACUUGGGCCGCGCGGAGGAGUUCAUUGGCGCGGGCGAGCAGGCCCGGUACUGCCACGGCGGCUUCGGCUACCUGUUGUCACGGAGCCUCCUGCUCCGACUGCGGCCGCAUUUGGAUGGCUGCCGAGGAGACAUCCUCAGUGCCCGGCCCGACGAGUGGCUUGGCCGCUGCCUCAUCGACUCUCUGGGUGUCGGCUGUGUCUCGCAGCACCAGGGGCAGCAGUACCGCUCAUUUGAACUGGCCAAAAACAGAGACCCGGAGAAGGAGGGGAGCUCGGCUUUCCUGAGUGCCUUCGCAGUGCACCCCGUAUCCGAGGGGACCCUCAUGUAUCGGCUCCACAAGCGCUUCAGCGCGCUGGAGCUGGAGCGGGUGUACAGCGAAAUAGAGCAACUGCAGGCGCAGAUCCGGAACCUGACCGCGCUGACCCCCGAGGGGGAGGCUGGGCUGAGCUGGCCCGUGGGGCUGCCGGCCCCGUUCACUCCGCGCUCUCGGUUUGAGGUGCUGGGCUGGGACUACUUCACAGAGCAGCACAUCUUCUCCUGUGCAGACGGGGCACCUAAGUGCCCACUGCAAGGGGCCAGCCGGGCAGAUGUGGGCGACGCGGUGGAGACGGCUCUGGAGCAGCUGAAUCGGCGCUACCAGCCCCGCCUGCGCUUCCAGAAGCAGCGGCUGCUCAACGGCUACCGGCGCUUCGACCCGGCGCGGGGCAUGGAGUACACCCUGGACCUGCUGCUGGAAGCCGUGACACAGCGCGGGCACCGGCGCGCCCUGGCCCGCAGGGUCAGCCUGCUGCGGCCGCUGAGCCGGGUGGAAAUCCUGCCGAUGCCCUACGUUACCGAGGCCACCCGCGUGCAGCUGGUGCUGCCCCUCCUGGUGGCCGAGGCCGCCGCAGCCCCGGCUUUCCUCGAGGCUUUUGCCGCCAGCGUUCUGGAGCCCCGAGAGCACGCGCUGCUCACCCUGCUGCUGGUCUAUGGGCCGCGGGAGGGUGGCCGAGGGGCCCUGGACCCGUUUCUGGGGGUGAAGUCUGCAGCGGCCGAGCUGGAGCGACGCUACCCUGGGACGAGGCUGGCCUGGCUCGCAGUGCGGGCCGACGCCCCUUCCCAGGUGCGGCUCAUGGACGUGGUGUCUAAGAAGCACCCGGUAGACACGCUUUUCUUCCUCACCACCGUGUGGACCCGGCCGGGGGCGGAAGUGCUCAACCGCUGCCGCAUGAAUGCCAUCUCCGGCUGGCAGGCCUUCUUCCCCGUUCACUUCCAGGAGUUCCACCCCGCCCUGGCACCGCAGAGGUCUCCCCCCGGGCCCCCGGGGCCCGGCCCCGACCCCCCAUCCCCUCCGGGUGCUGACCCUGCCCGCGGGGCUCCCGGAGGAGGCCGGUUCGACCGCCACGCGUCCGCGGAGGGCUGCUUCUACAAUGCCGACUACCUGGCGGCACGCGCCCGGCUGGCUGCUGAACUGGCAGGCCAGGAAGAGGAGGAAGCCCUGGAGGGGCUGGAGGUGAUGGAUGUGUUCCUCCGGUUCUCAGGGCUCCACCUCUUCCGGGCCGUGGAGCCAGGGCUGGUGCAGAAGUUCUCGCUGCGGGACUGCAGCCCCCGGCUCAGCGAGGAACUCUACCACCGCUGCCGCCUGAGCAACCUGGAGGGGCUGGCGGGCCGCGCACAGCUCGCCAUGGCCCUGUUCGAGCAGGAGCAGGGCAACAGCACCUAGCGCCUGGGCGCGGCCCCCUUCCACCGUGCCCGGGGUGGGCAAGGCAAGAUGGACGGACAGAUGGAGAGCUUGUGGCUGUAUUUUUUUUUUUUUUAAUAAGAAAAUGUGAUUAAAAGUGUCUUCUGCCAAAGUGUUUUUAGGUCUAGGGAAAUGGAGUCAGGAGGACA
Pteronotus mesoamericanus is the source of this 3964-nucleotide messenger RNA. It is a transcript of the gene CHPF2, whose product is annotated as chondroitin polymerizing factor 2. The record is from RefSeq and is a predicted model, not a curated record. The transcript has 4 exons. The coding region runs from base 1479 to 3797 and encodes 772 amino acids. Gene Ontology annotation, molecular function: glucuronosyl-N-acetylgalactosaminyl-proteoglycan 4-beta-N-acetylgalactosaminyltransferase activity. Gene Ontology annotation, cellular component: Golgi cisterna membrane. NCBI's taxonomy places the organism in Eukaryota, Metazoa, Chordata, Mammalia, Chiroptera, Mormoopidae.